CUCAGUAUCUCAAUCCCAUCUCUCACCAUCUCUCAGUCUUCUUCCAUCCACCCCUCCAUUUCCAAACAUGCUUGCCGCCUCGAGCGCCAUUCUUCGCCGCGCUGCCGUCGCUGCUGCUGCCGCUGCUGCCGCUGUGCCUGCAUCAUCCGCAGUGCCUGCCCGUCGCGGCAUCAUGACGCUGACAUCGUCACUCAACGGCUUUACCGACGAUCAGAAGCAGCUGCAACAGGUCGCUGAAAAGUUCGCCCAGGACAACCUCGCGCCGCAUGCUGCCGCGAUCGACAAGAACAACAACUUCCCGGGCCUCCGCGACUUCUGGAAGAAGUGUGGCUCGAUGGGCUUCCUGGGUGUCACUGCGCCCGAAAAGUACGGCGGCGCCGGUCUGGGCUACUUUGAGCACGUCCUCAUCAUGGAGGAAAUGUCCCGCGCAAGCGGUGCGAUCGCGCUCUCGUACGGUGCGCACUCCAACCUCUGCGUCAACCAGAUUGUGCGCAACGGCACUGAAGCCCAGAAGCAAAAGUACCUGCCCAAGCUCAUCAGCGGUGAGUUUGUUGGCGCGCUUGCCAUGUCGGAGCCCGGAUCUGGCUCGGAUGUCGUCUCGAUGCAGCUUCGCGCUGAAAAGAAGGGCGACAAGUACGUCCUCAACGGCAACAAGUUCUGGAUUACUAAUGGCCCCGACGCUGAUGUCCUUGUCGUCUACGCCAAGACCGACGUUCGCGGUGGAUCCAAGGGUGUCACUGCCUUCCUUGUUGAAAAGGGCUUCAAGGGCUUUACCACUGGCCCCAAGCUUGACAAGUUUGGCAUGCGUGGAUCCAACACUUGCGAGUUAAUCUUUGAGGACUGCGAAAUCCCCGCCGAAAAUGUCAUGGGUGGCGUUGGCAAGGGCGUCUACGUGCUGAUGAGCGGCCUCGAUUACGAGCGUCUUGUUUUGGCUGGCGGCUCCACUGGUCUGAUGCAAGCCGCCCUGGACAUUGCCAUCCCCUACGCCCACACUCGCAAGCAAUUCGGCCAGAAGAUUGGCGAGUUCCAGCUCAUGCAAGGCAAGCUUGCUGACAUGUACACCAAGCUCGCGUCGUCGCGCUCGUUCCUGUACGCCGCUGCUCGCGCUGCCGACCGUGGCGAGAUUGACGGCAAGGAUUGCGCUGCUGUCAUCCUCUUGUGCGCUGAGAAUGCCACUCAAGUGUGCCUCGAGGCCCUCCAGACCCUUGGUGGCAACGGUUACAUCAACGAGUACGACACUGGCCGUCUUGUUCGCGACGCCAAGCUGUACGAAAUUGGCGCUGGCACGUCUGAGGUCCGUCGCCUUGUCAUUGGCCGCCAUUUCAACUCGCUCUUCCGCGACAAGAAGUAAAAGCGCCAGCAAGCACAAUUUGAGGCGCCCUUCCCCCCCCCCUCCCAAUGCUAACAACAACAUCAUCAUCAAUGUGCGUGACAACUACCAUGGAUGUUGAUAAACCAAAAUAUACUUUUCGACACAAAACCAA
Messenger RNA from Capsaspora owczarzaki ATCC 30864, 1484 nucleotides. RefSeq names its product isovaleryl-CoA dehydrogenase. Bases 68 to 1351 code for a protein of 427 amino acids. Gene Ontology annotation, biological process: L-leucine catabolic process. Gene Ontology annotation, molecular function: flavin adenine dinucleotide binding; 3-methylbutanoyl-CoA dehydrogenase activity. The record is from RefSeq and is a predicted model, not a curated record. Gene Ontology annotation, cellular component: mitochondrion. NCBI's taxonomy places the organism in Eukaryota, Filasterea, Ministeriida, Capsasporidae. The transcript has 10 exons.